CACGUACCGCUUGAGCGACAGCGGGGCCUACUAAACUACUGGGGGUACCUGCAUACUAACCGGGGCUUUCUUCUACCAACAUCGGGGAGGCUUCGCCUCCGAUACCAAGGGUGCCGCCGGGAACGCUCAAGUGGCGCCACUGGGAAUCGAACUAAGGACCUCCCACAUCCAGAGCUCAAUUGGUCCAGUGGUUUCACCACUAGGCUAUGUUACCUUUGGCUUUCGCAUAACUUUUUAAGGAAUAUGAUAUGAUCCAAAUUGGCCACUUCUACGAGUCACAAUUACUUGCCAAAGAAGCUAUCAAAGUUGGGAAGAAGAAAGGCAGAAUUUGGCUAAGUCAAAAUCCGUGUUCAGGAUACAUACUUUGGAGGCAUGGUUCUCUCAAUUGGCUUGGUGGAAAUUCUAUUUUAAUAGUUUGUUUUGCAGAUAAAGUUGCCAACUUUCCAAUGGUAUGCUUUGUGGAUCCAGAUGAUGUCAUUAAGGUUGUUUUCCAAGGCCUCCAAGUUGCUACCUCAAAACUGGAAAACUGCCAGAAAAUGGUUAAGUCUGGAAACUGUUUUGUGAAGCCUACUUUGGAGCUUGAUUCGAGGAGUAUGGAUCUGAUUCAAGACCAAAGGCUUCCACAACAUAAAACUAGGUAUGUUUAUGUACAAAGGGAAGGAAUUGGAUGAAGGAUUGGAGUUCGGGAAGGCUUCGAACGAAUGGCACGAAGUUACUACGAAAGCUGCUUUUUGACUGUUUGUUGGCAGCUUGCUUGUGCAUCAAGAAAGGGAGUUUAAACCCGAAUUUUUGUGUCCUUUUUAGUGUAGACUUUUACCUUAAUUGUUGCCUAGCUCUAUUAGGAUUGUAUUAGGUUUAUUUUCAUUUAAAUACCUUCUAAUUACGUUGUAAAAUUCAGACUUUGAUUAAUCGAAAAACAAACCUUUGGUUUUGUGCAAGUUGCGACUUGUUUUGGGUUUGGUGGAUUCCAAACUUGUUGAGCUUGUGUAUCGAUUGAAUAGUCACUUCAAUCGUGGUCGAGCAACUACCCUCUUAUACCAAUCGAGCUAUCCCAGGUGUGGAUUUGUCCUUUUGGUUCCGUUUUAUCCAAGUUCGUAUUAAAAACGCUUCGUUCUUGAUUCGAACUCAAUCGAUUCUUCGAUUGAGUCGUUAGCUGCGUGACUUUGAUAACAUACACCCCUCCAGGGGCGUAUCAAGUGGUAUCAGAGCCCCGUUCUACACAAGGGCGAAGGAGAAGAAGAACCUGCUGUUUCGUAUAAGCAGUUUUAUCGAGUUCCAAAACAGGGCAGCCCCUGUUUGUACUUUGCAGCUGCUGUUUUUGUUUGAAGUUUUCGGUUCUACACCAAGAGAUGGUGGAGAGCAGUAUAGAGGCAAGGAAGAUGCAAAUUCUUGUCCAAGAGGAGCAGCCAGCAGCUGUUUUUAAGCAACGAGAAUCCGAUGAGCAGCGUGAUAAUCUAUUUCACAGCCGAUGCUUUGUCGAAGGCAAGUUAAUUUCGUUCGUGAUCAAUGGAGGUUGCUGCUCAAACAUCAUCAGCCUAUACGCCGUUCAAAAGCUUGGAUUGACGACACAAAGGCAUCCAGCGCCUUACCAACUCAGCUGGAUCAACGAACACGGUACGAUUAAUGUUACGAAGCAAGUCGUAGUUCGUUUUAAAAUUGGUGGCUACGAAGAUGAGGUAAUUUGUGAUGUUGUGUCGAUGAAUUAUGUUCACCUAAUACUGGGUCGACCUUGGCAAUUCGACAGAGGGGUUACCCAUAACGGUUGGGAGAAUUCCUACACAUUCAGAUACAAAGGUAGGAAAAUCAAGCUGAAACCUCUUUCUCCAGAUGACGUUUACACUGAUCAGAAGCAAAUAGAGGAGAAUCAAAACGAGGUAAAGGAGCCUCGGGCUCAAUUAUGGAUUCAACGACGUAUUGGCUUCAAUUUUAUGAGCUUUCGAAAGCUCCCGAACGCAACUCCAAUGCUCGAAUCCGGCGACAGGCAUGACCCCUGUUUUGCGCUGCCAAAACAGAGUUUCGACUCUGGUAUCCCUGCCUACGCUGAGGAAGAGAAGACAGAGCCCGAUGCGGCCAGAAUAACGUCUCUGGAUGUGUUGGGAAGGAUUGAAAAUUGAGAAGAAGCGCUGGAGCCGGCUGCCGAUGGACGAAUCGGCCUGGUUACAAGCCACGCAGAGUUCCAGUCUGCCCCGGCAAAACAGAGGAAGAGAGAGGGGCAAUUGGGUAGCAACCUGGGGAAUGAUCCGAACGUAGAAACUGAUGCCAAAUCGUUCCAUGAUUAAUGGAAAAGCUCUCCUAUCAAGGGAAUUACGUCGACGUUCCCUAAUUUGCAGGAUGAUGAUCGAACUUAAACACCCCUGGCGGAGCUCGCACACGAGGAAGAAAAGGUGGAAUUGGGUGGAAUCUCCGACGAAGAGUCGAACUUCGCCGCCGGUGUAGAAAUAGUCACUACCACCCCAGAAACAUCUCAAGUUUAUUCGUUCGACAUGAUUGUAGCGGAUUUUGAAGAAUCAAUUCGUCCAGCAAGGGCUCUGUUUGUGAAGAGCCCUGCCGACGACGAGCCUCUCUUACGUAGAGCAAUUGAGCUCAAUUUGAGCCAAAUCAAGGAUGCAGAAUCAU
Linum trigynum is the source of this 2616-nucleotide messenger RNA. The record is from the annotation of a GenBank genome assembly. NCBI's taxonomy places the organism in Eukaryota, Viridiplantae, Streptophyta, Magnoliopsida, Malpighiales, Linaceae.